UAUGGAUAGCGAACAACAGGAAGAGUUUGAAGUUCUUCAGUCUAUAUAUGAAGGAGAUGAAAAUUUUAAGACUCUAGAGACAACGAAAUUCACGUAUAAGGUGUCUGAAGGUGACGAUGAACUGAAACAUUUCCUUGUGGAGAUAAGCUGGCCUGCACAGUACCCUCGUGUUCUCCCAGAAAUCAAUCUUGAUGUGUUCUUCAACAAACAUUUAUCGGAGAACACAAAAUCAUACAUUCAAUCUGCACUUUUGGAGCAGGCUAGAACAAGCCUUGGCAAUGCAGUGACAUUUACUUUGUUUGAGUGGGCAAAAGAGAACUCCAGCGAGCUAAUGGCCAACAAUGAUCCCGGAACAUUCAUAAUCAAGGGUGAAGAGGAGGGUGAAGCGGAGGGUGAAGCAUCAACCACUACAAAAGACUCUAACACAAGCAUUAAACCAACCAAAAAAGAAGUGCUGAGUAAAGCACAGAAAAGGCGCCGUGCAGCAAAUCUCGGAACACUACACAAAACUGGAAGAUUUGAAUGUAGUGAUAUUAAAGGCAUGGUUUGUUUGCAGGAGAAAAGCCAAGGGGUUGGAACUGGGUGGAUAUUGUGAAGGUAAAAAGAAUAUUGAUAUUUUUUUAAAUUUUACUAAAUUGUUGAUUGCUGUUUGCCCACAUUGAUGUACUUGACCUGAUACAACUUCCCAGCAUUUAAGUCAAACAGGAAGCAAAAGCAACUCCUAAACAGCCACUGCCAAGAAUGUGUUCUUGUCUACCAAGUAGAUAUACAAAUUGCCUUAGAUUGACUGAGGCCUUGAGAGUAAUCAUAGUAAGCAAUAGUAUGUAAC
Messenger RNA from Corticium candelabrum, 829 nucleotides. Its product is annotated as RWD domain-containing protein 4-like. Lineage: Eukaryota; Metazoa; Porifera; Homoscleromorpha; Homosclerophorida; Plakinidae. Bases 2 to 595 code for a protein of 197 amino acids. Gene Ontology annotation, molecular function: protein binding. The transcript is spliced from 8 exons. The record is from RefSeq and is a predicted model, not a curated record.